Molecule: messenger RNA, 1050 nt
Organism: Oldenlandia corymbosa var. corymbosa
Lineage: Eukaryota; Viridiplantae; Streptophyta; Magnoliopsida; Gentianales; Rubiaceae
Source: the annotation of a GenBank genome assembly
AUGGUCUCUACUAGGGCGAGACACGAGGAAGGCAUCCUUCCCGCUGCUCUGGAGCUACAAAAUCAUCUCAUCCUUCCUGCUGCUCCCAUGGGGAUGACUUCUGGAAAGCUUUCUCCGAAACGUACUCUGAGUUUGGACGAAGAUUCAGGCAUUUUGAGGAGGACUAAUAUGGCAAGGACGACAAAAGACAAAGUGCCAGUUUGCAGUUCGGCGACCUGUCAUAGUAUUGGGGAUCGACUCAAGACUGAAGGCCGUUCUCAGGGGCAUGAGGCUAGUCAAAACCCCUUUGCAGAGCAUAUUCAGGUGUAUACAAAGCCCGACAAUUUCAAGCUGCCCGAAGAUAUCAAGAAGUACAGCGGAGACACCUGUCCAAUCGUCCUUUUGGCUGACUAUACAGCAGCAAUGGAUCUUCGAGGAGCAUCAAGAGAACUCAUGGCCAAGGCCUUGCCGAUCUUCCUCACCGACAGUGCCAAUACGUGGUUUGACAAUUUACCACCAGGAAGUGUUAGUUCAUAUCUCAAAUGGAGAGCGAUGUUGCAUGUGUUAUUCUUCUCCUGUAAGAGGGCUUCCAAGACUAUUCAUGAAUUGGCUUCGGUACGUCAGCGGAAGAAUGAUUCCUUGGCCCAAUAUUACGAUUGGUUCAACAAGGAGUUGAUACUUAUUGACCAGAUAGACAACCUUGUUGUCCGGGUCGAAUUCCUCAACGGAUUAUCUCCCUUUGGAGCCGGGGCUGCACUUUGGAGGAAGCUCAUGGAUAAAUUCCCCGAGAGCACCCAAAGACUCUGGAAGAUAGUUAAAAAGGAAGUCAGAAAGGAGGAAUCACUCCGGAGGGCUCGAGAAACAUUCCACGACAACAAGAAGGAGCAAAAGCCAAUCAAGGAAGAAAGGAUGGAUCUUAACUACCUAUGUAAUAGGGAGUUGGUUCAAGAGAGCUAUGAUCAAGAUGAUGAGAAUGUCAUUAACUUUGGGGUUCAAACCAAAGGAGAUGAUUCACUCAUGGAAAUAAGUGCUCAAGAGUAUCAAAGGAGUUUGACUCUAGGUGCUCCAUGA